Messenger RNA from Danaus plexippus (monarch butterfly), 1873 nucleotides. RefSeq names its product piggyBac transposable element-derived protein 2-like. NCBI's taxonomy places the organism in Eukaryota, Metazoa, Arthropoda, Insecta, Lepidoptera, Nymphalidae. The transcript has 2 exons. The record is from RefSeq and is a predicted model, not a curated record. The coding region runs from base 149 to 1855 and encodes 568 amino acids.
GACUGUACAUACAUUUCAAAAAAAAUUUACUGGUUAAAUAAUAAUACUUUUUUGUUUUGUUUUUAUUAAAAAUAUUACUAAAUAAUUUAGAAUUAGUAGAAAAAUAUUUUCGUUGUUGCAACACUGAACAACACAUGUCAAAUUCAAAAUGGCUUCGAAACAACAAAGUGUUGGCGGGACCCGGAACUUACAACUAACUCGCGCCCAUAAGAUCUUGGCUUUGGUACCCGCUCAAAACGCAUGCUCUGACGAUAGUUCCACAUCUGAUGAGGAAGCAAAUGCUUAUAUACCGCCUUCACCAGAUACCUCUGAUCCACCUUCAAUAGCAUCAUCACUAAAUUAUCAAUGGUUAAAAGCAGUAUUUCGUCACAAUGUAUCUCUUGAAGAAAACUUAUACAAUCUCCAUCAAACACAAAUAGAGACAGUACUGGAUUAUUUUUAUUUCUUUUUUUCUCCUGACUUAAUUACUGACAUUGUUUAUAAUACAAAUUUAUAUGCAGUUGAACAACUAGGUCGAUCUAUUCAGCUGACAGAAGAUGAGAUUAAAAGCUUCCUGGCCAUUCAAAUCAUGAUGGGUAUAGUACAGAUGCCAGCUUAUACUGACUAUUGGGCAAGAAAAACAAGAUACCCUCUCAUUGCUGAUCUUAUGCCUCUCAAAAAGUAUCAACAAAUACGUCGAUAUAUUCAUUUUGUUGAUAAUACUUUGCAAGAUUCAGACCGUUAUUUCAAGAUUCGCCCCCUAAUGGAGAAAAUACGCAAAAAUUUUCUGAAAAUUGAAGAAGAAGGAAAAUAUUCCAUUGACGAGAUGAUGAUACCUUAUAAAGGUCGUAAAGCAGGUAAACGAAAGCAGUACAUAAAAAUGAAACCUAAGAAAUGGGGGUUUAAGAAUUUUGUCCGUGCGGCUGUUUCGGGUAUCAUCUACGAUUUUAUUCUGUAUGGUGGCGACGAUACCUUUCGUGGACUGACUUUUUCAGAGAAAGAAGCUACAAUUGGUUUAGGAGGUAUGGUAGUGCUUGCAUUGUGUCAAACUAUAAAGAAAAAGCCGGCCAUUGUGUAUGCUGAUAACUUUUUUAUGUCGCCUGAACUAACAUAUAUUCUGCGGGAAGAAUACGGGAUCCUUAGUCUAGGAACAAUAAGGACUAAUCGUCUCAGAGGCUGUCAAGAGUUAUUGCCAACUGACAAACAAUUAAAAAAGAAGAAACGCGGUUCUAGCGCCCAGGUGGUUUGCAAUAAGAAUAAGUUGGCAGUCGUAAAGUGGAACGACAAUAAAGUGGUUACACUUAUUAGCACCUACAUAGACUCGUACCCCUUAGAAACAAUCAAACGAUACGAUAAGGAUGAGAAAAAGAAAGUAGAUGUAGAAUGUCCUCAAGUGGUCAAACAUUACAACAAACAUAUGGGAGGGGUCGAUUUAGCAGAUAUGUUGAUAUCGUUAUAUAGAACUCCCUUCAAAAGUCACCGUUGGUACUUGGGAAUAUUUUCACAACUUGUUGAUAUGUGUAUAAAUAACGCUUGGCUCCUACAUAGAAGAGAUGGGAAGAAGACUUCAUUGAAAGAUUUCAGAUUUGAAUUGUUUGAUGGGUUGUCUAAGUCUAAUAGAAUAGGAACAAACCAAAACGUUACAGACGAUAUAGGCGAGAAUCUGAAAAUCCAUAAACCAGUCUCAGUCCGACCAACUGAUAGCGUCAGAUUUGAUAACACAGGUCAUCUUCCAGAAGCAGGUAAUGAAACAAUGCGUUGCAAAUAUUGUAAGAGUGGAAGAACAUCUGUCUACUGUAUAAAAUGUAACGUACAUUUGUGUUUUGUUGUGGGAAAAAUAAAACGUAAUUGCUUUCGUAAUUUUCACCUAAAAUAAUAAAGAAUAAUUUAAAUA